AUGGCUCGUACUAAAAGUUUGUUAGUUCUUCUGUGUACCCUGGCAGUAGUUUCGCCAAAAUGUUUAUCAGAUAUUGAUAUUGCCAAAGUGGAAUUAGAGGAGUACAUAGAUUUCAAAAUUCCAGACAUAAAUCCGCGAUACAGGCUGCACUACCACGUCACUCCACCGGUUGGGUGGAUGAACGACCCCAAUGGCUUUUCUUACCACGAUGGAGAAUUCCAUCUUUUCUACCAGUAUUAUCCGUAUGACAGUGUGUGGGGUCCCAUGCAUUGGGGUCAUGUAUCUAGCCCUGAUCUUGUCCACUGGAACCAACUGCCAACGGCUCUUCUACCGGAAAACGAACAAUGUUUCUCUGGUUCCGCGGUGAGCAUAGGCGAUACUAUGGCUUUGAUGUACACUGCACAUGAGGUUACAGAUAAAGAACCAUAUUAUAAUGAAAGUCAGUAUCUCGCCUUUAGUGAUGAUGGUAUUGAUUUCUACAAAUACGAAGGCAAUCCUGUUCUACCAGCAGCUCCAAAUGGCUCACCUGACUUUAGAGAUCCCAAAGUAUGGAAAUAUGGUAACGAAUGGUAUGUGGUACUUGGUAGUAAGACACUGGAUCAGCGUGGUAGAGUCCUGUUAUAUAAGUCGAAGGAUCUUAAAGACUGGGAAUUUUUAACAGUACUGGGAGAGUCACAAGGAGACAUGGGAUACAUGUGGGAGUGCCCUGACUUUUUUGAACUCGAUGGUAAGUUUGUUUUAUUGAUGUCUCCUCAAGGAAUGAAAGCAGAAGGAGACCGUUACAAAAAUACUCACCAGAAUGGAUAUAUUAUUGGUAGCUUUGACUACGAGACCAAUGAAUUCCAUCCCGAAGUAGACUUUCAAGAAAUGGACUUCGGGCACGAUUUCUACGCUGCACAGACGACAGAACACAAUGGAAAGCGGUACGUUGUUGCAUGGUUUAGCAUGUGGGAAGUUCCUCACGUAGAAGACGUGGACGGCUGGUCCGGAGCAAUGACGAUUGUGAGAGAGUUAACAUUAGUUGAUGAUCGAAUUAUAAUGAAACCAUUAGAUGAAAUGAUAGACUUACGCCACCACACUAUUAUGCAUGGACGUCUGAGGUCACAUGAGGUAACGGCUCUGCCACAAGCGACCGAAUUGAUUGUUGAAGGUAACAUAAAACAAAAGAUUGAACUGUAUCUUCAAGGUGUCGAUGGUGGUGGUAAAGUUUGGGUGCGGUGGGAUCCUGCUGUUGGUAAAGUAGUGGUAGAUAGAGGAGCUGGAGAUGUCAGACGGGUUGAAUGGUCACCGAUCGGGUCCACAACGUGGAGAAUAUUCCUGGAUGCGAGUAGCUUGGAACUAUUUUGUGGGGAAGGUGAGGUGGUGUUCAGUAGCAGAGUGUACCCAUUGGGAGGAUGGAAGUUGACUAACUUGAGUAGUCAGUCCCUAAAAAUCGAAGCAUAUCACUUAAAGCGAACUGUUCCAGCUUAA
Molecule: messenger RNA, 1470 nt
Organism: Pieris macdunnoughi
Lineage: Eukaryota; Metazoa; Arthropoda; Insecta; Lepidoptera; Pieridae
Source: the annotation of a GenBank genome assembly